Molecule: messenger RNA, 2013 nt
Organism: Centrocercus urophasianus (Greater sage-grouse)
Lineage: Eukaryota; Metazoa; Chordata; Aves; Galliformes; Phasianidae
Gene: CRYZ
Product: crystallin zeta
Exons: 9
Coding region: 133-1128 (331 amino acids)
Cellular component (GO): cytosol
Molecular function (GO): mRNA 3'-UTR binding; zinc ion binding; NADPH binding
Source: RefSeq, a predicted model, not a curated record
AGUGCGUGACCGCGCUCAGAGUCCGUUUGGUAGCGCCGCGCACGCCAUUCUCGCAGCGCCUCUGCCCGUACUGCAUCAACCUUGUGAGGUCCUUGGAGUCAGGGGAAUCUUGGUUCGUUUUGGGGUGUUCCGAUGGCGGCGGCGGCCGCAAGGGGCGCGAUGAGGGCGGUCCGGGUGUUUGAGUUCGGGGGUCCCGAGGUGCUGAGGCUGCAGGCUGAUGUUCCCAUCCCCGCCCCGAAGGACAUGCAGGUGUUAAUUAAGGUCCACGCCUGUGGGGUAAACCCUGUGGAGACUUACAUCCGCUCUGGGAACUACGCUAGACUACCGGCUUUGCCUUACACCCCCGGCUCCGACGUGGCUGGGGUGGUCGAGAGCGUUGGGGAAGGCGUGACUGCGUUCAAGAGAGGUGACAGGGUUUUUGCCUCUGCUACGCUCUCUGGAGGAUAUGCAGAGUAUGCAGUUGCUGAAGCCAAUACUGUCUUUCCUUUGUCGGAUAAGUUGAAUUUCAGUCAAGGAGCAGCGAUUGCAAUACCCUACUUCACUGCUUACCGUGCUCUUUUCCUGAAAGGGCAUGCCAAAGCAGGGGAAAGCGUACUAAUUCAUGGUGCAAGUGGAGGUGUGGGAAUAGCAGCAUGUCAGAUUGCCAGAGCUUAUGGCUUGAAGGUUUUGGGCACGGCAGGAACUGAGGAGGGUAUGAACAUUAUUCUGAGAAACGGUGCUCACCAAGCAUUUAAUCACAGAGAAGCUAAUUAUCUUGACAAAAUUAAGGAAUAUACCAAGAUGCAAGGAGUUAAUAUAAUAGUAGAAAUGCUCUCCAACGUCAAUCUGGCUGCUGACUUACAUCUGCUGUCCCAGGCAGGAAGGGUGAUGGUUGUGGGCUGCAGAGGUUCCAUUGAGAUAAACCCCAGAGACACCAUGAACAAAGAGUCCAGCAUCAUUGGAGUUGGUCGGUUUCUUGAAACUGAGGAGGAGAGGCUUGAAUGUGCGAGGGCAGUCCUUGAUGGCGUGGAGUCUGGCUGGCUGAAGCCAGUCGUGGGCCCCGAGUACCCCCUGCAGGAAGCAGCUAAGGCUCAUGAGGACAUUAUUCACAGCAGUGGUGCUCGAGGAAAGAUGGUACUCCUGCCAUAAAGUAUUUCUCCGUCUACUUUAUAGCUGUUCUAUCUGCACCUUUGCUUACGUGAUUCAUUGAACAUUUUUUUUAAUGAAAUGCAUUUUUAAUCAAAUUUCAGAAGAACAAGAACAAGUGCUAGAUUACAUUAGUUAGUUAUGCUGAUUCAUUAGCAGUGUUUUCUUUUUGUAUAAGCAAUGUUGGGCAAAAUUUAUGGUAAUUUGUGUAACUUUUUUUGGUUGAUGUGGAAAUAAUAACUGCACUGGUUUGACACUGUGAUGGGAAAUUGGGAAUCUCAGCUGGAGUCUGAUACAAAGCACUACUUGAAAUGAGGGCAUUGGGAAGCUGUAAGCAGUGCAGAAUGAAGCCUGCUUUGUGAGCAGAUUGACAAAGGUAUGAAACCAAUGACACACGUGUAACUAGGGCUGUAAAUUCAUUAGCCACAAAACUUGUUUCAUUCAUCUUCUGUCACAGAAUUUGCUUGGAAUCAAAGCUCUUUUUGUCAGGAUAGUUCACUUUCUAGCUCAAAAAAUGGCCAAAGAAUCUCUCAAAUAUGAAUUACUUGAAAGCAGAAGCAGUUCUGUUUUGCUGUGCCUGACUUAGAGCCUAGCUGACAGCACCCCAGUUAAUGCCAAGAGUAGCUGGAGCUGUGUGCGUGCAGCAUAUUUGCUGCUUUGCAACCAAUCAUGCUGGCAGAAGCAGUUGAUUUCUUGAUGGUAGGUGGCUGUCGGAGCAAUUGCAGGUCUUCCUGUGACCCAUAUUAAUUUUAAAGUCACAUGAAUCCCUGCUUGUAAUGAGGAGAAACAGGUCUGUGCUGCUUUCAUGGGUAACUGAAAUCAGUGUUAUUUCAUGACUGGAUCUGUAUGUAUUGUUGGCGUGUUCCAAAUACAGCAAUCCAAACCCAA